This is a messenger RNA of Chelonoidis abingdonii (Abingdon island giant tortoise), 2124 nucleotides long. RefSeq names its product signal transducing adaptor family member 2 (gene STAP2). NCBI's taxonomy places the organism in Eukaryota, Metazoa, Chordata, Testudines, Testudinidae. The record is from RefSeq and is a predicted model, not a curated record. Gene Ontology annotation, molecular function: signaling adaptor activity.
GCCCGGGGGCCAAUGGCCCUACUGCCCCCGUCGCUGCGGGGCGCCAAGCCCAAGCCCAGCUCGCCCCCGCACUACUACGAGGGCUUCCUGGAGAAGAAGGGGCCCCAGGACAAGGGGUAUAAGAAAUACUGGACAGGCCUGCGGGGGCUCACGCUGUUUUUCUACCACGCCAGCCGAGAUGUGCAGUACGUGGAGAAGAUCGACCUGGACACCUUCGUGUCCCUGACUGACGGCUGCCUCCGGAGUGGCCCCAGGGCCAGCGAUGAUGAGGUGGGGCUCAACCUGAAGCUGAGGGGGCAGGAAGUGAAGUUAAAGGCUGAGAGCCUGGAAGCUCGGGAGAUGUGGAAGGGUUUCAUCCUCACCAUGGUGGAGAUGAAAGUCCCCUCCAGCCUGAUGUUGCUGCCCGGCCACAUCUACAUGAUGUCCGAAGCCCUCUCUAAAGAGCAGGAGCGACGGGCCGAGCUGAGCCAGCGCUGCACCAUGAGCUCCCUUGACUACGAGUCAGUGGAGGAGCAGAUGCCGGCCUGCUAUUUCAAGGUCUCCAGGACAGAGGCCCAGGUCCUGCUGGAGAGGAACCCGGACUGUGGCAACAUGUUGCUGCGCCCGGGGGGCGACGGGAAGAGCAUCUCGGUGACCACGCGUCAGAUGCUGAACGGCACCCCGCUUGUGAAGCACUACAGAGUGAGCCGCGUGGGACAGCAAUACGUCGUCGACGUUGAGCAGCCGCACCACUGCUCCUCGCUGUCCGAGGUGGUACAGUACUUCGUCUCCAACACCAAGAAGACUCUGGUGCCCUUGAUCCUGGACGAGGACUACUCGGAGAAGUUAGAGUUUGUGGAGACCGAUAAGGAGAAUGGCGAGAGCGUCUGGAAAGCGUCCCUGCCCCCCUGCCCAAAGCCCUCCAGAGUGGAUGCAACGAUUCCGCCCAGCUUCAGAAACAGUGCCCUGGUGAAGCCCCCUGCCCCUACCCCUGUGUUUGAGAUGAGGAAGGAGGAUGAAGACCAAGCCUACAUGAAUGACGAAGACGUGGCAGCGAUCACGGGAACAAAGGCAAAGUCAGCCAGCUCCCCAGCGGGCGCCGUGAAGGUGAUGUGGGGAGGGAGCGGCCAGACCAAUUCGCUGCCUAUACCAACCGGCAAGCCAGCCACUAAAGGCCAGUUAACCAGGAGUCCCAACAGCCCCAGCAGCACCCUCAAACAUGGUAGCAGCUCCUCCCACCAGGCCACCUCAUGGGUCGGAGACUUCUCCCCAGACAUCUCUGAGGAGCUGGCGCAGAAGCUACAGAAGCGAAGAGCCAACCUUGAGAACUGAGCCGAGGGCCUGGCGGGUGAGGAGGCGUCUGCUGGGGACACAGGGUUCCAAUCCUCUCGGGGAGCAAAACCUUGGCCCCCAACCUCUCCUGGCUCUUGUGCAGCGUUGAUCACGUACCCAAGGCCCAGCCCUGCUUCUCUGGCCCUUUCCCAGCACCAUGAAACACGGGUUUAUAGGGCUCCCAGCACCCUCUGCCCAACUGCAGCCCCCCCGAGAUAGCCUUAGCUCUGGGUCCUUCGCAGUGAUUUUUCUAGGGGCAAGGCUGCCACCUCGCAUGGGCCCUGGCUGUCCCCCUUCCAUGGCUCAAAGUGGCUGCCCCUUAGCCUGGUAGGGGGUGGUCUGUGGGUGCCACGUGCCUAGAGAAGCAGCAAGGGCCAAAGGGAGGGAAAGAUGCCCCAUGGGCCCUCUCGCCACCAGAGAGGAAGCUAAUCCAGACCCCGGCAGGCUGUGACUGGCCCUGCUGCAGAGCAAGGGGGUCUCUGCGGGUAACGCCCGAGCACCUUUAAUAGCCAUGUGAUUCCCGCAGUCCCAGGAGGGCUGUGGGCGAGGGGCUAAUCCCGCCCCCAGAUCAAGGAGGAAGCGCCAGGGGCUGGGUGCUGCGCUCGGCCUCAUUUGCCUAGGUCAGGCCCUUUGCAUGCUGCGGCUCAGAGUUAAAAGACUUGGGCGGCGGGGGAGACGGGCGACGCCUUCCUAUGCCUAGUUUGCUUAGGGGUGUUUCACAGUGCAGUAAACCAAAGGCAGAGCUGGGGGGCAGGAGUGGCACACCUGUGGCUGGCAUGCCAGGGGGCCUGGAAGCUAGAAUUAUGGGGCAGU